Aaosphaeria arxii CBS 175.79 is the source of this 636-nucleotide messenger RNA. RefSeq lists its product as uncharacterized. Lineage: Eukaryota; Fungi; Ascomycota; Dothideomycetes; Pleosporales. The record is from RefSeq and is a predicted model, not a curated record. Bases 102 to 485 code for a protein of 127 amino acids. The transcript has a single exon.
CACGGUCACCCCAGUUAUGCAUCCAUUCACGUCAUGCCACAUUAUUUCGUUUACUGCGGCUCUAUCACUAGUUUUUGGACCCUGGUCAUGAUGAUUGGUCCAUGCCUUUAAACUCUCCCGGGUGCGGCCGCCGUCUUGUCCACCAGACCCGUAGCUGGGCACGGCUCGUUUCCCCACUCUUCGCCUGCGGGAGCAGUGGUUUCAUCCAAUGUGCUUUCAAUUGGUGCCGCACGGGUGGAUCUGUUCUACCUAGCACGUUGCUUCCUUCGAAGCAUAUCCGUGUGCCUAUUCUAUCUUUGCCCAUUCGGUACCACAUGCACAAUCUCUUCCCCACAUCUGAUUGCAAGCAGAUCGGCGCCAUUGCUAGGAACAAGACAUGUACCUAUAGGCUAUGCCUAACAACAAACCCCAGCGAACCGAUCCCCAAUUCAAUAAAUGCACUGAUUAGGUUCAACCGCUGCAUGGUCCUAGCGAUAUCGUGCUGAUGCAAUACGCGAUAGGAUGGGAUUCUAGGCAUUGAUGUGAGAUUAUUCCGUAGGAAUCCCUUAGCCAUUUCUGUGGCUGCGUCCGAACAAAGGUUUGGCGAAGGUCAUGCGCAAUAUGAUGCUAGGAAACGGCAAGUUUCGGUAUGGCGAA